Messenger RNA from Asparagus officinalis (garden asparagus), 745 nucleotides. RefSeq names its product lachrymatory-factor synthase. The coding region runs from base 86 to 556 and encodes 156 amino acids. The record is from RefSeq and is a predicted model, not a curated record. The transcript has a single exon. Lineage: Eukaryota; Viridiplantae; Streptophyta; Magnoliopsida; Asparagales; Asparagaceae.
AAUUUCAACCCCUAAAUUCUCCUCCACUUGCUAUAAAUCCAAAACCAAACCUAACCAAAAAGCCAACAAAAAAACCACAAACAAAAUGGAUGAAAAAUCAGAAAAAUGGCAAGGCCUAAUCUCAACAAAGCUCAACUCAAUCCAACCAGACGAAGCUUGGUCUACACUCGGAGACUUCUUCAACCUCCACAAGUUUCUUCCCUCACUUGCAACGUGUCAUAAGGUCGAGGGCUCCGAUAACGUCCGAUAUUGUGCCAGUGAACCGGACCAAACCGGUACGGUUUAUUGGGUUAAGGAGAAGUUGGUUGAAUUUAAUCCCAUAAAGAGGAGUUAUAGUUAUGAGAUUAUAGAGAGUAAUAUGGGAUUUGGGAGUUAUUUAGCAGAGUUGAGGGUUGUUGAGUGUGAUGAUGGUGGGUGUAAGAUUGAGUUGGGGUUUGAGUGUGAACCAAUUUUGGGUUGGACCCGGUCUGGUUUUGUUGAGUAUAUGGAGGGUGGGGUUAAGGGGAUGGCGAAGGGAGUUGAAGACGCUUUGUGUGCUAAUGAUGGUAAUUUGUGAGAUUUUUAGUUAGAUUUGUUUGUUUAAGUAUUACUGUUCAUGUUAUUAAUGAUGAUUGGAUUUUAGUUAAAGCUAGGUCUUGUUGCUUCUUGUUUUUGUUUGGCUAACCAAGCAAAAACGUGUUUGUAAUUUGUAUACCGUAUCUUUUUCUCUUCUUUGUUUUUGAAGAUUAAAUGAUGAUUGCUACUA